UCUAAUUUUAUAUUAUAAAAUUAUAAUUACGAAUCCUUUGAUAUUAAUAGGUCUGUUUAUAUUAUAAUUACGUUAUGUUAUUACUUUUUUAGAGUAUUCUAGAGUAAAUUAGAACCUCCGUUGUGUUUCUGUUAAUAAAGUGAGAUAUGAGUGGGUACCCAAAACUAUCUGAAUAGAAAUUGACUCAGUUUAUUUAGUUUUAUGUGAUGCUUGUUCAGAAUUUUAUUGUUUAGUAACUUUAUCAUAUAAUUUAGAUUUCUGUUCUAAUUCGAAAGUUAUGAUAGAAGGGUAAAUUAAUGAAAAUGUGUAUCAACAAAUGCAUGUUGUUCUGUUUUAUUAACAGUCAAACGUGUGGAAGACAAAUAUUCAAGCUUGUACCUGCUAUUUUUUGACAAAUUUUUUUAACAAAAAAAGGAUGUUAUCUGUAUCCAUAACAAACAUGAUGUGUUGCUUCCAAGAAGUUAGCUUGAAUCAUCCUAUUUAUAUAUAAUACUGCUUCAUGUGUCUUGCAGAUUCUCUCAAUCUUGGUUGUUACUAGUUGACCUCCAUUUAUCGAUCUUUAGAGAGAAAACUUACAUCCUUUGGUGCUACAAGAAAUAGCUUCAAGUAGUGUGGCUGAUCAAAGGUUUACAUUUCAAUUGCAUAAUCUUUCCUGCACAUACUUAAUAAUAAGAUUAUUGUCUCCUGCAGAAUAUAUAGACAUGGAAACAAGUGAAAUAACUAAUUCUGCUACUGAAGCAAUCCCAUCUCUAAUCAAAUAUAUUUACGAUGAAAUGGAUGACUUUGGUAUCAUCGUAGAUGGUCAGCUUGAGCCAACAGGAUCUAGUUCUUUUGAGAACUCACCUGUCGUGGUAACUGAAGCUGCUACUGAACGACAGCAUGGAAGGAAGCAUUCGGUUUCCAUUAGUUUGCCACCCUCUCCUUUGGCUGGUUACUCACCACCGAUUCAAAAAAGAGUUGUUUUCAGUGAUAAUAAUGAGAUUAUAUUCAGCAAUGUUGACUCUUCUGAUUCGGCUACUACAUCAACCGAUAAUAGCACCAGACGUAACAAAAAAGUCAAGUUUUAUUCUCACACAAUGCCAAGACAUACUGCAUUUCCUGAGGCACCUGCUAUGGGGAAACUUCUCAGCUAUUCAGACUUUGCAUCAAGGAGUCCCAAGAUGAUGAAGCAAAGGGAUUCAAGGUUCGACUCUUACAAAACAUGGUCUGGUAAACUUGAGAGACAAAUUUCAAAUCUGCGCGGAAAGAAUGUGGAAGGACAGCAAGAGUCAAACUCUCGACCAAGUGCAGAGAUUGAAAAUAUUCCUGUAGACCGGUACUUUGCUGCGUUGGAGGGACCUGAGUUGGAUACUCUACGGGCUUCCGAGCAAAGUAUUCUUCCGGAGGACAAGAAAUGGCCUUUCCUUCUUAGAUAUCCUAUUUCUUCCUUUGGUAUCUGUCUUGGUGUUAGUAGCCAAGCUAUUAUGUGGAAAGCUCUUGCCACUUCUUCCUCAACAAAAUUCCUCCAUAUAAGCUUAGAUGUAAAUCUUGUCCUUUGGUGCAUAUCCGUGGCCCUUAUGGCGGUUGUUGCUUUCACCUAUGCUUUGAAAAUCAUUUUCUACUUUGAAGCAGUUCGUCGUGAGUACUAUCACCCCAUACGUAUUAACUUCUUCUUUGCUCCGUGGAUAUCGCUUCUAUUCUUAGCACUAGGAGUUCCACAAUCAGUUACUAAAACCCUUCCCAUAGCUUUAUGGUACAUUCUUAUGACCCCAAUCUUUUGCUUAGAGCUUAAGAUCUACGGACAAUGGAUGUCUGGAGGACAACGAAGGCUCUCAAAGGUUGCCAACCCUGUAAAUCAUCUCUCUGUUGUUGGAAAUUUUGUUGGUGCUUUGCUUGGUGCAUCCAUGGGACUAAAAGAAGGCCCGAUAUUCUUCUAUGCUGUUGGAUUAGCUCAUUAUGUGGUCUUGUUUGUGACUCUUUACCAAAGACUUCCAACAAAUGAGACGCUGCCAAAGGAUCUUCACCCGGUCUUCUUUCUAUUUGUUGCUGCACCUAGUGUUGCUUCUAUGGCAUGGGCAACCAUCCAAGGGUCUUUUGAUUAUGGAGCUCGGAUUUCUUAUUUCAUCGCUCUGUUCCUUUAUUUCUCAUUGGCUGUUCGUAUUAAUUUCUUCCGAGGCAUCAGGUUUUCUUUGACUUGGUGGGCGUAUACUUUCCCCAUGACCGGAGCUGCUAUUGCUACCAUCAGGUAUUCAGCUGUAGUUACCAACACUCUCACAAAGUGUCUAGUCGUCAUACUUUGCUCUCUUGCUACACUCACAGUAACCUCGCUUCUUGUGACAACUAUCAUCUAUGCCUUUGUAAUAAGAGACCUCUUCCCAAAUGACAUUUCAAUUGCAAUUAGUGAAAGAAGGCAUAAAUCAAGUGGAAUAUGGCAUCUCAGUAGCUCAGACACCAAACAUAUCGAACAAUAUCUUAAAUAUGUAGAUUCAUCCGAGGAAAAAGACAUUGAAGCUUCGCUUGCACAUCCAAAGUUGAUCACCUCUGCCUCAAACCAACUUCCUCAACAAUGAGUUAUGCAGUUCCAUCACCCUUUUUUGUGAAAUUCUUAAUUAAUCAAGUGAGGAACACAAAGAGUUUGACAGUUCCUGUGAAGUUGAUAUAGAAAAGUAUCAAGUAUCAAGCUUCUUCUAAUGAGGAGGUACAUACAUUUGUUUUUGUUCGAGUGUCUACCCAAAUUUUUUUACAUUUGUAUAAACUGGUCGAGUUGAAUGGUCCUAAUGUCAUCAAGGUUCUUAUA
Molecule: messenger RNA, 2776 nt
Organism: Solanum pennellii
Lineage: Eukaryota; Viridiplantae; Streptophyta; Magnoliopsida; Solanales; Solanaceae
Product: S-type anion channel SLAH2-like
Exons: 5
Coding region: 702-2549 (615 amino acids)
Biological process (GO): intracellular monoatomic ion homeostasis; transmembrane transport
Cellular component (GO): membrane
Molecular function (GO): voltage-gated monoatomic anion channel activity
Source: RefSeq, a predicted model, not a curated record